AGGGGGCUAGCGUGGGGCGGGUCGUGCAGUCCGGGGACGGAGAGUCUCGCAACCGCGGGCGUCGGUGAGAACAGGAUGGAGAGUUCAGAGUUGCCUCCAAAGCAGGAAAUUUCUAAAGUUUUGAAGUCAUCUAAUAGGACCUCAGUAGUACUCUGUGGAAUGAUUCCCGGAGGACCAGAAUCUGGAGAUGCCUGUGAAGAGGCUUUAGAGAAGCUAGAAGUUCAACCCUCAGGUGAACAAGGGACCAGACUGGAAAGCGAUUUCUUGGAAAUAACACAGGAAGAUAAAAAUAAAUCCACAAAAGAUGGGUGUGAUGAAUAUAAGGAACUUGGGGGACAUUCAGACCUGUCUUCCAGUCCUGCAGAACAUCAGGGAGUUCUGAAGGGGCAGAAAUUCUAUCGAUGUGAUGAAUGUGGCAAAGCUUUUAAUUGGAGUUCUCACCUCAUUGGGCAUCAGAGAAUCCACACUGGGGAGAAACCCUAUGAGUGCAAUGAGUGUGGCAAGGCCUUCAGGCAGACCUCUCAGCUCAUAGUCCAUCUCAGAAUCCACACAGGGGAAAAGCCCUAUGAAUGCAGUGACUGUGGAAAGACCUAUCGCCAUAGCUCCCAUCUCAUUCAACACCAGAGACUCCAUACUGGGGAGAAACCGUAUAAAUGUAUUGAAUGUGGAAAAGCUUUCAAUGAGAGUUCCAAACUCUUUGACCACCAGAGAACCCAUACUGGGGAGAAACCAUAUGGAUGCAAUGAAUGUGGAGCAGUCUUUAGUCGGAGUAAAAGCCUUGUCCGCCAUCAGGUACUUCACACUGGUGAGAAACCUUACAAGUGUAAUGAGUGUGGGAAAGCUUUCUGUUCUAACAGAAGUCUUAUUGACCAUCAGAGAAUCCACACUGGGGAGAAGCCUUAUGAGUGUAAUGAAUGUGGCAAGGCCUUCAGUCGAAGUAAAUGUCUUAUUCGACAUCAGAGCCUCCACACUGGGGAAAAACCAUUCAAAUGCAGUGAGUGUGGGAAAGCUUUUAAUCAGAUCUCUCAACUUGCUGACCAUGAGCGAAUUCAUACUGGAGAAAAACCCUUUGAAUGUAAUGAGUGUGGUAAGGCAUUCAGUCUGAGUAAAUGUCUCAUUAGACAUCAGAGACUUCACACGGGUGAAAAGCCCUAUAAAUGCAAUGAGUGUGGAAAAUCCUUCAAUCAAAACUCAUACCUCAUUAUUCAUCAGAGAAUUCACACUGGUGAGAAACCUUAUGAAUGUAAUGAAUGUGGGAAGGUCUUCAGUCAUAAUUCUAGCCUUAUGGUACAUCAGAGAACCCAUACUGGGGAGAAACCAUAUAAAUGCAAAGAUUGUGAGAAAGCCUUUCGUGACAGCUCACAACUCACUGUGCACCAAAGAGUUCACACUGGAGAGAAACCCUAUGAAUGUAUUGAGUGUGGGAAAGCCUUCAGUCAGCGUUCUACUUUCAAUCACCACCAGCGAACUCACACUGGAGAAAAGCACUCAGGUCUGGCUCGGUCUGUUUCUUAAGGCAUGAUUCUCUAAGACAGCAAGGAACUCUGAGUUAAGGUUUCUAUAUAAGAAGUAUGCUCACCCUGGUCUCCUCUUGGAACCACUAAUCCAAGUGGAUCAUUCCCUAAAUGCUCUCUGGUGGUCAGGAAGGUGGGAGAGUGGGAGUAACAGUACCGUCCUUCCCCACUAAGGAUUACACAUUUCAUGUGCUUGUAGGUUUCCUUUUUCUUUCACCUUUUUUUUUUUUUUUUUUUUUUUUUUGGCCACGCCAUGCGGCUUGCAGGGGAGCUUUCCCGCCCAGGGAUCAACCCAUGCCCUGAGCAGUGAAAGCAAGGAGUCCUAACCAGUGGACCACCAGGGAAUUCCCUUCUUUCACUUAAAAAAAAAAUUAAACUCUAUCUUGUUUCUUAAUUAUUUGUCCCAUAAUUAUAUUCUUAAGGAAAGAGAUAUUUCCUUAUUCUAUUCCAUCUCCUCCAUUUUACCAUUUAUAUAAAGUCAUUCUCCAAGACUCUGAGUCAUUCUUUCUACCUCUUGAAUGUGGCCCUUUUAAAACUACUUUAAUCUAGACUCUCAUCACUUGUGUUCUCUACCUAGAAAAGCUUUUCUUCCUGUUGGCCAAUCUGUGUCCCUUGAACCUUUAAGAUCUAGGUCAUCUCUGAAGGACUUUCUUCUUCAAAUGCUCCUUUUUUCCUCCUAACCUGUUGAUUGACCUCAGUGUUUUGAAUUAACCUGUGCUAUAAUUUGCAAUUGUUAUAUAAUUGCCUUGUCAAUUCUCAACCUAAUGCCCCUUUGUGUCCUUUUAUACUAACUUCAUGUUGCCUUUGAGGUUGGGUAUAGUAUCUAUUUCUUUUAGCAUAUAGAUAAUACUUUGCAUAUUCUAGUUGUUAAAUAGCUUUUAAAAACUCACCUCUCCAACUGAACCAUGCUUAAAGUGGGCAUGAACUCCCCUUUCACCACCAGACCUAAAAUUUCUAAAGAUGGGUAUCAUAGUAUAUCACAUACAAAGGCCUCAUUCGUAUCAUCUCCUUGUGUCCUUUAGAGUCUUACUACUGUUACCUCAGCCUCGGAGAGUUAAUGGAUUUGUGUUUGAGUGUGUGCAUGUGUGUGUUUGUAUGUAUGUAUCUAGGUAUUGGAGGCAGCUGUCAUGUUCCAGUGAUAAUGUACUUUGUCAUGAACAUGGACUCCAGUUCUGUACUAGCUUUCUCCACCCUGCUGUCUAAGUAAACAAGAACAGCAUCAAAGUUUACUGCAAAGAAGACUCAACUUCCAUGGAAAUUUCAACUCCUAGCAUUCUUGGAUGAUUGGAAUGAACAGUAAUGAAGUUUGUGACAAGAUAAUAGAGUCACACCAUUCUGAUUUCCUUACCAACUAGUUCUAGAUGCCUGCAACUGUCAUCUGAUUUUUAGGUGAGAGGUGUAUGCUUAAUUAUUGUGAUUAUCUUCUGGGCCAACUUUCAUACCUCAAAGGCAUAAGAAAAUCUUUUCAGGGGAUUUCCUCUUCUGCAGUCAUGUAUCAGACACAAGUUUUUCUUUCCAUCCUUGUAGUAGGGCCUCAAUGCUAGGGGAACUUUGCCCCUGGUAGCUACCCCCUUCCUCUUAGCAGUAUGACAGGAUCAGCAGUGUGGCAGAGGAGGAGGUGGUUAGAGGGACAAUGAUCAGGCACAUAACCUAGAGGAGAGAGAUUUUUGUGAGCUGUGAUUUAUGUCUCUGAGACAGUGGAGAAGAAGGGGAAGAGAGUUGAGGCUCAAGAAAAUAAGAAUUAGAUAUGAUUCUGGGUGAGGCAUCUCAGAAAAGGUUAGAGUGUUUAUUAGGAGCCUAAAAAAUUACCGAACCGAGGACAGAACUGGAAAUUUGCCAUUUGUGAGUAUUUUAAAUUUCUGUUAUAGCUAUAUUUUUGGUGUUUAUUUUCAUUUUUUUUAAACCGAUAGGACUUUCUUUUUUAAAGUGUUUUACUUUGGAAGCUCCCAGAUUCCAGGGGAGAGCCUAACCCUAUAUGAACACACAGGUCCAGCCCUCUACUCUGAUUUCAACAUGACUGGUUAUGUCUUUAGUAGAGAACCCUCUGUCGAGUAUUGUAAUUUUUUAUCUUCUGGUUCUGCUCAUACCGUACCACACUAAGUCUCUGGAGGGAGGGAUCCAGCACUGUUCAUAACCCUGUUAGCUGACCACCACCCGUCCGAGUUAGGUGCUAAGUAGCAGUGAAUGUCCUCACUUGCUAGAAAAGCACUCAGGCUCUUGGUUGGAGGAAAAGGGGCUAUGUUUGAAAGCCACACCUCAAUUUCUACUGGUUAUUGCUAGUAUUAUAAUAAUUAGUGAUUUAAAAAAAAUUUACUU
This is a messenger RNA of Mesoplodon densirostris (Blainville's beaked whale), 3830 nucleotides long. RefSeq names its product zinc finger protein 852 (gene ZNF852). The transcript is spliced from 2 exons. NCBI's taxonomy places the organism in Eukaryota, Metazoa, Chordata, Mammalia, Artiodactyla, Ziphiidae. Gene Ontology annotation, molecular function: RNA polymerase II cis-regulatory region sequence-specific DNA binding; DNA-binding transcription factor activity. The coding region runs from base 76 to 1515 and encodes 479 amino acids. Gene Ontology annotation, biological process: regulation of transcription by RNA polymerase II. The record is from RefSeq and is a predicted model, not a curated record.